Messenger RNA from Erpetoichthys calabaricus (reedfish), 3355 nucleotides. Its product is annotated as transmembrane prolyl 4-hydroxylase-like. Gene Ontology annotation, molecular function: iron ion binding; procollagen-proline 4-dioxygenase activity; L-ascorbic acid binding. Gene Ontology annotation, cellular component: endoplasmic reticulum. The transcript is spliced from 9 exons. Bases 597 to 2111 code for a protein of 504 amino acids. Gene Ontology annotation, biological process: peptidyl-proline hydroxylation to 4-hydroxy-L-proline. NCBI's taxonomy places the organism in Eukaryota, Metazoa, Chordata, Cladistia, Polypteriformes, Polypteridae. The record is from RefSeq and is a predicted model, not a curated record.
CGCACCGCCUGACUCUUCUGAUUGGAGGAUCGUUCGGCGCAUUUCCGGCAGCCGCUGUCAGUGUAUCGGGAGAAAGUUUAUCAUUUAAUCAUGUAGAGAAGUGAAGCGAUGAUAAAAACGUAAUGGAAACUGAAAAAUGGAUUUGAUGCGCCUUUGAAACAUUUUCCGCUGUAGUAUGCUCCACGUCAUCUAGCAGGUUUCAGGAAAAUGAGCUGGAGGGCGCGCCUGUCUCGUAUUUCAGAGACUAUCGACACUACGGAGCCCAAGAAGGUGCCAGCCCAAAGAUCGGAGGUUUGUCAUACUGCAGCUGGAGAUCGGGAGACUUACCAAUCCUAAAAUCAGAGCACGAAAUUGUUACAGAAUUAGUGCACGACGAUGCCCACGUGUGCCAACGUCAGGAUCUGAAGUGGGACGCGAGGAGAAAACGGCCACUUUGAUGUUCUCUCUCACUUCCUCACCACGGCGGCUAAGGCUAGCGGCCCCGGUCCGCUGGGAUCGGAUCACUAUGGAUUAUUAGGUUGCCAGGAGCGCGUAGCAGAGCCACGCACAGGCCGCUUCUUCGCCGAUGCCCUUGUCGCGGUGAGACUGCAGUUGCGAUGGAUCCGCAGAGAGCGGAGCCGCUGGGCUCAGCCGAGCUCUCAAUGCCCAGGGAUCGACUGGCCUUACAGAAGAACAGUGUCUGUUCCCGGUCCUACUUUCUGGUUGUGAUGGUGUUCGUGCAUGUCUACAUCAUUAAUGUGAUCGCCCUUCUGCUCUAUGUGCACUACAACAACGGACCCGGUGAUAACAGCGGCCCUCUGAGUGAUGUGACUAGCGCCGCCGAGCCGCCCGAAGUGGGCUCGCACACCCACCCGCCGCGCGCCCCCGAACCAUCUGUGGUAAACAGGCAUCUUCAUCGAAUGGAGGGCAUCAGGGUGGGCCACGUCCAAAAGGUGCAGUUGACUCCUGGCAGAGUCCAUGAGAUGAAGACACUUAGCCUGAAGCCCCUGCUCUUUGAGAUCCCAGGCUUUUUGUCAGAGGAGGAGUGUCGUCUCAUCAUUCACUUGGCCAAACUAAAAGGCCUGCAGGAGAGCCAGGUGAUGAUUCCUGAGGGAGGCGAUGAAUUGGCUGAACAGUUGCAGAUUAGCCAGGAGGAAAUAUUUCACCUGCUUGACCACAACCGGGACGGGCAACUGCAGCUGAAAGAGGUUCUGACCCAUUCACGGGUGCGAGACGGCAUCUGGCUCACUCCAGAGAACAUCAGGGAGGUGUACGCUGGACUUAAAGCUGAUCCUGAUGGAGAUGGGCUUCUCAGUCUUGAGGAGUUUAAGAAGCUCAACUCCAGUGCCUUUCAGCACUUCAUGCAACAGCGAGGGGUAGAGAAGAGCCAGCUCGUCCGGAACAGCAAGCACACGUGGCUGUAUCAAGGCGAGGGGGCACAUCAUGUACUACGCCAGCUAAGGCAGAGGGUGAUCCGUCUGACGCGUCUACCAUCUUGGAUUGUGGAGAACAGUGAACCUCUGCAGGUCGUACGAUAUGACCGAGGUGGGCACUAUCAUGCCCACCAUGACAGCGGACCAUUAUACCCAGAAACUGUCUGCUAUCAUACAAAGCUCACCGCCAAUGCCAGCACGCCCUUUGAGACCUCCUGCAGGUAUGUCACAGUUCUUGUCUACCUGAACUCUGUUCCUGGUGGUGGAGAGACUACUUUUCCAGUUGCAGAUAACAGGACCUAUGAGGAGAUGUCUUUAAUACAGAAUGAUGUGGACCUUCUGGACACUCGGAAACACUGUGAUAAGGGAAAUCUGAGAGUGAAGCCCACACAAGGCACUGCUAUCUUCUGGUACAACUAUCUGUCUGAUGGAAAAGGCUGGGUAGGAGACCUGGAUGAGUAUUCACUGCAUGGCGGAUGUGUGGUCACCCAAGGCACAAAAUGGAUUGCUAAUAACUGGAUCAAUGUGGACCCAGAUUUUCAUCGACAAGCCCAAUUUCAGCAGCUAAUGGCCGACCUGGAUUCUAGAGAGGUCCAUGAAAAUAGAGAUGAUGAGCUAUAUAGAGACAUGCAGGCAGAAAGGGACCACCCCCAGAAGAACAAAGUCUACUCUGAUCAGGAUCUCCACCAAGAUUUAUAGCAUCUCACAUUCUCUUGCCAUGCCCCCAUAUGCCAUGCCUUACAUUUUGACCAGAAACUUCAGAUGUGACCCACAACUUUGAUUUUGGGCAGACAGCAUCACUUGCAUAUGUUGUGUAAUUAGAGAUGUGUGAUGUCCAGAGUCUUCAUAAAGUCACCAGGGAGCGACAUGCGCUAGACAGUCAGAUCCAGCCUGGGCACCACCCUAUAAACUUGAAUCUGAAAGUGGCGCCGUUCACCGUACGACUUGAGGAAACUAAAUGUCUGAAGAAGCACCUUUUAAGAUGCCUGUAAUCAGUCUGUGGAGCCCUGCAUUCUGGAAUCAUUCCCAGUAGAACCUGCUUUGUGGAGUCUCCAUUUUGAAUGAAUCUUCAGUCUUCAUUGGCAGAGCCGGCAUUACUGAUCCCUCUUUGGCACGGUCUGCAUUUUUUUUUUGCUUUGAGGUCCUCCAUCACAUUGUAUUCACUGAAGAGUAGGAGAGAAGAAGACAUCGCGAACAAAGCCUGCAUUGUGAAGUCUGAAUGAAGAACACUUGGCUUGGAGUGCUUGCACUGAGAAGACCUUGCAUGCUUUAUGAAGUCUUCACUGGAGAGCCUACUUUGAGAUCCUUCUUAAAUUCUGCCCAUUGUAAAGUCACAUUUUUAGAAUGGUCGUAUACCGCUCCCCUCAAUUCAGAGGAAACCCAAGUAGAUACGUAAUCCUUUCACCAAUGAAGAAUGGCGCCUAUGUGUCAGGUCACACUGCCUAACGUCCGCGUAAUCAGAAGGCAGGUGUUUCUGCUGUACAGCAGCCUCGAUUUCAAGCAGCCCCUUUUAUUUAACGUGUAGUGAUAUUCCAAAGCCAGAAUGAGAUAUCUAACAAUGGAGGCUCCGCCAUGGUAUGGCACAGACGUUUAUAAUUGAAUGUCGCCUUUUUGCAAUACCCACCUACCCUUUGACCACCAGCAGUGCAAUGGCAGAGGCCUCAGCAUGCAAGGAGCACAGAGGUGUUCUGUGCUCUCAUUCAUCUCAAGGCAACAUCAGGCAAUAAGACAAAGGACAAGCCAUGUCCAAAGCCUCAGCAGCCACCACUGCUGCUUUCUCAGUUCACUUAUUUAUUUUAUUUAUUUAUUUAUUUUGUUUAUUUAUUUAUUUAUGUAUUUAUUAUUACAAUCACUGAAGUGUGCAUCAAAAUGUAUUUUUUCUUGUUUAUUGUGCAAUGAAAUGUUCCUUUUUUCCAUUUAUUAAAAAAAUAAACCAAUCAGAA